Nymphalis io (European peacock) is the source of this 3713-nucleotide messenger RNA. It is a transcript of the gene Nrk, whose product is annotated as tyrosine-protein kinase transmembrane receptor Ror2. Lineage: Eukaryota; Metazoa; Arthropoda; Insecta; Lepidoptera; Nymphalidae. The coding region runs from base 233 to 2149 and encodes 638 amino acids. The transcript has a single exon. Gene Ontology annotation, biological process: multicellular organism development; cell surface receptor protein tyrosine kinase signaling pathway; protein phosphorylation. Gene Ontology annotation, cellular component: signaling receptor complex. The record is from RefSeq and is a predicted model, not a curated record. Gene Ontology annotation, molecular function: protein binding; ATP binding; transmembrane receptor protein tyrosine kinase activity.
AUAAUGUAACGGGUAACAUUAAACAUAUAUAUAUACAUGGAAAUAUCAUAUUUUUGUUCUAUGAGUUUCUCUGCUGUACGGUCUACUUUACGUGAAAAUUUUGCUAAAAUCAAUAAUAAAUAAUGCGUCCGCCAUUGUGUACUAUCAAGGUUUCAGUAUUUUGUAAAUAUCUUUAAAUUAAAAUGCCACAAUUUUAUAUUUUAUACAUCGAAACACUAACUACAUUAUAACAAUGAAGGUUUAUUGUAAAGUAAUAAUUGUGCUUCUUUCUAUAAAAUCUGUGCACCUUUAUUGUGGUCCAUACAAUGGACAAAUCUGCAAGCAUUAUUCAACUGGACUUGUGUGGUACAACCAUACAGGUGGUCUUGAAAAUGAAAAAAUUACAAGCGGCCUUUGGAAAGAAAUGAUAUCAGCCUUGAAAGAACCGUGCCGCAGUAAAGCGGAAAAACUUCUGUGUUCUUAUGCAUUUCCUAAGUGCAUUGACAAAGACGGCGUAGGAUAUUUUGCUUUACCACUAUGUUAUGAAGAUUGUAUGGCUGUUAAAAUGCAAUUCUGUUACAAUGACUGGAUCGUUAUUGAGGAACAAAAACGUCGUGGUGUAUUUUUUCAAUCAAGAGGACAUUUUCGAUUUCCAGAAUGUGAAAAUCUUCCUAAAUUUUCUGGUAAAGGUUCCCAAGUAACAUGUAAUAAUGCAGGUAUUACAGAAAUGGAUUACAGUCAGGUGACAACUACAUGCAUUCAAGGUAAUGGUCAAUAUUAUCAAGGUACUAUGAAUGUCACUGAGACUGGCUUGGCUUGCCAAGCUUGGGAGUCACAACAUCCACAUCAGCAUACACGACCACCUCUCGUUUUCCCUGAAGUUCAAAAUGCUACAAAUUAUUGUAGGAAUGCUGGUGGGGAAGAGCGUAAACCUUGGUGUUACACUAUGGAUCCAAAUGUGAGAUGGGAACUGUGUGACAUACCAAUGUGUGCCAACUUUAGUGAGGUAAUAGACAAUACGAAUGGAUCAAUUGUUAUGGAAAAUUAUUUUACACCUACUUUUGUGUUAUUACUCUCUAUUGGAGGCCUUGGAUGUAUAUUAGGCAUAGCAUCAAUCGCCCUUUUAUGCCACUACUUCCUGAAAAACCAUUAUUCUAAAUGUACCAUCUCAAGUCGUAGAAACUUACAAAAUGUAGAUAUUGAUUUAGAUAAGCUUCCAAGUAAUCUAGCUUAUCAUACAACUGGAGCACAACUCAACCCUAAGUUAGAAAAGCUAGAGUUUCCUAGAAACAACAUAAUUUAUAUAAGGGAUUUAGGUCAAGGUGCAUUUGGAAGAGUUUUCCAAGCCAAGGCUCCUGGCUUAAUUCCUGAAGAAGAAUUCACUUUGGUUGCUGUGAAAAUGCUUAAAGAUGAAGCCUCACAUGACUUGCAAUUGGAUUUUGAAAGAGAAGCUUGUCUGUUAGCUGAUUUUGACCACCCAAAUAUUGUAAAACUAUUGGGUGUUUGUGCUAUAGGACGACCUAUGUGUUUAUUAUUUGAAUUUAUGGGUAAAGGUGAUUUAAAUGAAUAUUUAAGGGCAUGCAGCACAGCACCAAAUUUUCAACCAGCUGUAGAAAACAGAGAAGAUUUAAGACUUCUUGCGACCCCUCUUAGCCACUUGGACCUUCUUCAUAUUUCUAGACAGAUUGCAUCUGGGAUGGUAUACCUUUCUGAUAGAAAAUUUGUGCAUCGUGACUUAGCUACUAGAAAUUGCCUAAUUAAUGAUGAUAUGGUUGUUAAAAUUGCUGAUUUUGGUCUCUCACAUAAAAUUUACUUGCAAGAUUAUUAUAAAGGUGAUGAACAUGAUGCUAUUCCUGUAAGAUGGAUGCCUUUAGAAAGUAUAUUAUAUAAUAAGUAUACUCUAGAAUCAGAUGUAUGGGCAUAUGGUGUAUGCCUUUGGGAAAUAUUUUCAUUUGCCCUACAACCAUAUUUUGGUAUGACUCAUGAAGAAGUUGUAAGAUUUUUGAAAGAUGGCAAUGUUCUUGCUUGUCCAGACAAUACACCAAGAUGUGUAUAUGAUUUGAUGAAGCAAUGCUGGAAUCAUCACCCAAGUGAUCGUCCAAACUUUAGAAUUAUAUAUCAAACACUGGACAAUAUACAAAUGAUACUUGAAAGAAGUAAUUCUAAUUAAUAAUUUAAAUAAUAUUUAUUUCCAACAAAAAAAAUACUGGUCAUUGUAUAUUACAAAAUGAAAUACAUCUUUUGAUCAAUUAAUAUAAGUCUGUAAAAAUUGUCUUGCCACUUAGAUUUAAAAGUAUGUAAAAGCGACUUAAUGUAUUAGCUAUUUUGAUUAUUGUUGUGAAUUACAGUGUGUGAUAAGUGAUAACUUAUGUUUUGAUUGUAUAUAAUAUGCUUAUCACAAAUUCAUGAAACUACUAUAAUUUUGGACUAAUUUGGUGAUCACAGUAAUUGUUGGAAACAUGUAUUAUUACUAAUAACAGGAAUUAUUACUAAUAAUGCCCAUCUGGACCACCUCUAGUGUAGCAAUAUUGUUUUAAGGUAAUAAUUAUAAUUUGUAGAUAUUUUUAUAUUGUGCAGUUUUAAUCAUAACAAGACUGAUUUUAUUUAAUAAUGUUCCUUUUUCCUUUGGUUAUGUGAACUGUUUGUGUUUUUUAUGUUUUAUGGCAGGCUAAAUGCAUAUCUCAAACAAAUUCAAGUUGAGUUGAAAAAAUCACUUAUAACUUUAUUUUUAUUAUACGUUCCAGAAAACUUAUUUAUCACAAUUUUUUUCAUGAUAUUCAUUAAAAUUAUGUUAAACUGAAUGCCUGAUAAAUUGUAAGGGCCAAAAUUUACUCAGCAAUGUAUGUAAAGUGCCAAUUUUGAAAGAAUUAUUUUAAAAAGUAGUUAGUUUUAAAGGUUUGUUAUGUUUAAUUUGUAAUUAAGUACAUUUUCAGUAGAUUUACUAUGACUAUAAUGGUAAAUCUUUUUAUUGUUAGUAUCUUUACAUUGCUUGUAAUUUUUGUAUCAAUAUCGAAACUGAAAUCCACCAAGCAGAAGAAAAUUGGCUGCUCCAAAAGACUCGCAAACAUACUUUGGAAGUGUUCAAGUAGAACCGAAUAUGAGUUGAUACUCUAUAAUUCUAUAAACUUUUUUUAACUUAUUUUGUCCACAAGCAUUUUUUCUACUUAUUUAAUUAGUAUUUGUUUGUUUAUUUAAGAGUCUUGAAAGUUGCUGAUUUGAUACAAUUACGUGGGAUUAUACAUAAAAAAAUCUUGUCCCCUGUAGACUAAUACAUGAUUUUAAAUAUAUUUUUUUAAUUUGUAUGACCAUAGUACUUCAUAAUGAUACUCUGAAUUGGUUAUUUUAUUGUAAUUUUAUCCUCUGUUUAUACAGAAAACUCCAUGCUAAGUGAGCAUUAAUUUCCUAUUCGUUGUUUUCUAAAAUAAUACUCAUUCGAAAAAAAAUAACUUCUCACGCAAACGACUCAUUAGCUAGCUGGAGCGUAAUUUUUUUAAGUUUUACUUCAAAAUAAUUAUAUAGAUUUUUUAAUUACCAAUAAAGCCAUCCAUUAAAUCAACGAUUAAAUCACGUCAAAACACUGCCAGAUACAUUUUGUAUUAUGUAUAUUAUUUUAUAAAACAUUUAAUUUUCGAUGACAUAGUAUUUUGGAAUUUUGUAUUUUAUGAAACAUUAUACAUUUAAUUUAUUAAAUUGUGUUAAUCUUUGUCGUUAAGAAUAAAUAAUUCGAUUUUUAA